GUUCAGUCUCAGACACUUGAUUGAACACGUGACAGAAGUUUGACCUGAGUUGGAGCAGCAGUUUGUCCCUCUCUCCUUUUUCAUGUUCUACAUUAAUAAUGCGCGGGCUCAUUUGUGGACCUAAAUGCGCCGCAUGCGGGAUUGUACUGAGCACGUGGGGGGUGAUAAUGUUGGCCAUGCUCGGGAUCUUCUUCAGUGUACAUUCAGCCACACUGAUUGAGGAUGUGCCUGCACCUAACGACAUCCACCAAGAAGACUACCCACAGAGGAUCUAUGAGCUGUACAACAAGGUGGGCUACAACUGCUUCAUAGCAGCUGCUGUCUACGUCCUGGUUGGGGCCUUCUCCUGCUGCCAGAUGAGGCUCAACCAACAGAAGGCGUACCUGGUGCACUAGUGCCACCUGCUGGACUGGCGAGCUCCCGGCAGCACUGACAGCAGCAGGAGGAGAAGGGUAUCACCUGCUCUCUGAGCUGCCUCUGUCUCAGGGUUUAAAUCUCCUCAUGAAGGAGAGUGGAUGCUGUGAGACAUGAAUGUUCUGCACCUUCAUAUUAGAGAUUAAUUUUGAAAAUAAGUGCUUUAAUUAUUUGAUUGCAGAAGAGUUCAGUUGUUCUCCAGAGUCUGAAUGAUUCCUCUUGUCAGAGUAUUUAAAUAUUGUAAAUUAUUUUGUCUGUACUGACUGUACUGCACAAGAGAAUGUAUUUCAGAUUGUUACCAGUAUCCAGUUGUGACUGUAAUAUUAGUCAUUAGAUGAAGUUAUUAAAUUGUUUUCUCUGUA
Molecule: messenger RNA, 776 nt
Organism: Seriola dumerili (greater amberjack)
Lineage: Eukaryota; Metazoa; Chordata; Actinopteri; Carangiformes; Carangidae
Gene: rnaseka
Product: ribonuclease kappa-A-like
Exons: 4
Coding region: 99-395 (98 amino acids)
Molecular function (GO): RNA endonuclease activity
Source: RefSeq, a predicted model, not a curated record